AGUACAGAUAUAGAUCAGAGCUAGCCAGAAGAGUAGCGAGCUCUCCGAUCCGGUGACUGAGCUGCACUGAUCUGCACUGAUCUGAGCUUUAUUUUCUGUGGAUUUAUAUGAUUUCGGAACUACUCUUUCAGCAAAAGCGAAAGUCUUAUAGAUUUUUAUCCAACAAGUGUCAUUAUAUUUGAAAACGAGACUCUGAGAAGCUUAUGAACCAACUCUUUCGAUUCGGACAGCGGAUUGGUCAGACUAGUCUAACGCCGGCCGAGGACAUUGAAGCGGGAAUUAAGCAACAUGGAAACGACCUGGCGCAGAUAAUCUACCAGAUUGAAGAGCGCCAACUAAACUCCAACACCAACCAACUUGAUUUUAGCGCCACGUUUCUGCGACGAGAAAAGGGUCUCGGAAAGGGUGGUGCCAAGCGUCAUCGCAAGGUUCUCCGAGACAACAUCCAAGGUAUCAUUGGAUCUGAGCUUUAUUUUCUGUGGAUUUAUAUGAUUUCGGAACUACUCUUUCAGCAAAAGCGAAAGUCUUAUAGAUUUUUAUCCAACAAGUGUCAUUAUAUUUGAAAACGAGACUCUGAGAAGCUUAUGAACCAACUCUUUCGAUUCGGACAGCGGAUUGGUAAGCCUGUCAGCGAAAUUCAAAAGCACAUUUACAGUAAACUAACCAACAUACUAACAAAACCCAAUGCUAACAGUACUUCUAAUAAUAUUCAAACUAUCCAAAAAGGGAUAAUGGAAACGGAAGAAACAGAUAUUUCUUCGGGAGAAGAUGCAUAUUAUCAAGCCGCAAUUGGUAAUGUAAUGAUGACCCCGAGCAGUAAUAGAAAACACGGUAUAUUCCAAGCUCAUCUCAAUAAAUCAAAUGAUAGAGAGAGUUCUACAGAAGUUGAGAGUGAAAUGGAGUGGCGAAAAGUGGAGAGAAAAAAGAGAAAAGCAAGUACAAGAACUAUAAAUGAAGACGACAAGAGAGUUAGGAAAGGAAGUUUCGAAAACAAAGAAGGGUCGAGUUCAAAUCGUAAAAAGCAGAAUAUCAGACAUGUCAGAAGUGAGAAUAAAUCUAUGAUAGUAGAAAUAAGAGAUGUAGGCGAGAAUUCAAGCAUAAGCAAAAUAAGCCCAGCAAAACUCAUUAAAGAAAUCAACUCAAAGUAUGGUGAGGUGAGUAAAAUUAUGAAAGAAAAGGGAGGCCUGAAAGUUACUUGUAUUGAUGAAACACAGAUGAAAAAGAUUUUAGAAAUGACUGAAUUAAUUCACACCCCUGUCAAGGUUGCACAAUAUAUACCCAUUACUCAAAUCCGUGGUGUUAUUCAUAAAGUAGAUACACUAAUCACGGAGGAAGAACUCAAUGAACUCUUGAAAGAACAAGGUGUGACGUAUGUAAAGAGAUUCAAUAAAAGAAUAAACGGUGAAUUAUCACCAACCCCUUCUGUUCUUUUAGUAUUCAAAGGACCAAAUCUUCCACACCAUGUCUCCUUUCUAUACCAAAAAUAUGUAGUUGAUGAGUUUGUCCCUACUGUAACAAGAUGCCAUAAAUGCCAGCAAUUUGGGCACAUCCAAAAGAAUUGUAAGGGUCAUUUAAGAUGUGUAAGAUGUGGUGAGACCCACACUUUUGAAAUGUGCCCCAAUAAAGAUAGCCCAAAAUGCUUGAGAUGUAACCUUAAUCAUUCAGCGGCCUAUCAAGGAUGUACCUAUUAUAAGGAAGCAAAAAAUAUUCAAAAUGUCAGCCUGCAAAAUAAUUUAACUUAUGCUCAAGCAACAAAAAUAUACCAUCAAGAAAAAAAAGAAGAAAAUCACUCGAAAGAUCGUGAAUCAUCAAACAAGAAUAUUAUCAAACCCCCCAAAGGAAAGAAAAUCCCAGAUCAACCGAAUAUUUUGGAAGCUAAAGUAGAUCAAAUACCAACGGUAAAGAGGUCGACAAUAAAAACGGCGACCAUAUCCACUCAAACAGAAACGGCGGAAAAGUCUGUACAGACAGAUGCGCAAGAAUUCACUUGUAAAGAGAAUAAUCGUAGGCCUAAUGAAGCAGAAGAGUCUGGACCUGUAAUUCCCGCAUCCACAGAAAAUGCUAGAGUCGACUUUUUGGCAUUCAUCACUUUUAUAGUUAACAACCUUGACAAAGAAACUUCUCAUUCAAACAGAAUUAGAUUAGUGGUUGAGGCAGCCAAGCGAUGCUUAGACAUCAACGAGGUGUCUCCAGAGAUGAUCCACGAUCGUCUUUAGUAAUAAAGACAGCUCAAAUACAAUUAACGCUCGGCCUUUAAAUAUUUUACAAUGGAAUGCCCAAAGCAUGAAUGCUCACGGUCCAGACUUUUACAAAGAGCUAAUAGAAAAUGUAGAAUUAAACUCCAUCCCUGCCUUGAUAUGUUUACAAGAAACAUGGUUCACUGAUUUUAAUAUAUUAGCAAUUCCAGAUUUCAUCCCAGUAAUAAAAAAUAGAGGCCAAGGAGGAAGAGGAGGAAUUGCAAUAUAUGUGCAUAAAACAGUUACUUUCAAAGAAGUCAAUUUGCCUCAAAUCAAGGAAUAUCAAAGAAUUGACAUUUUCACUUAUGACAAGGUCAUUUCAUUAAUCAAUUAUUAUAAUCCUUGUCAAAAGAUAGAAUUGCGAGAUUUAGAAAAUUUGAUUGAAAAUUGUUCAAAAAACAUAAUAAUUACAGGUGAUUUCAAUUCACACAACCCUCUGUGGGGUAGCAUAAAGCGAGAUAGUAAUGGGACAUUAGUUGAAAACUUUAUAACAAAACAUGAUUUAGUAGUGUUGAACGAUGGGACGCCUACAAGAAUGGACAUCCAUACAGGGACAAGGUCUUGCCUAGACUUAACAAUUGCUUCGAAGGAAAUCGCCAGCAAACUAAAAUGGAACGUGCUAGGAAAUUUCGGGAGCGAUCACAAUGUUAUCAAGUGCUCACUGCACGAAAUAGAAUUUGUAGAUGAUAACAUCAAUCCUCAUGAAAAGAAUUGGUCCUUCAAGCACGUAAACUGGGAAAUAUAUCGGGAAAGAUUGAAGCAUAAAUUUAGUAAAAUAAAGAUAUUACAUUUUUCACAUGAUCUGAAUAUUCAAGAUAAGUACAAUUUGAUUUUGCAGAUUAUUAACGAAGUGGCAGAAGAAACCCUUCGCAAAGCAGGCAGAAAUCGAAAAGCAAAAAAACCCAGUACCUUGGUGGACACUAGAAUACCAAGAAGCAAUCAAAGAAAGAAAUAAAUAUAGAAAUCGAUUAAAUAGACAUUUUAGAAAGGAUGACUUGGAAAUGUACAGGAAAAAGAAAGCAUAUGCUCAAAAAAUAAAGAGACGAACACAAAAGGAAUACUGGUUAAACUACUGUCAGUCUUUGAGGAGAACAUCCAACUUAGGCAAAGUAUGGGAUAUGGUGAAAGGACUACGAAAUGGUUCUGUCUCCAAACAUAUAUUUCCCAAUUUAUUAACAGGAAACAAUACACCAAUAGCUAAUGCUCAAGAAAAGGCAGAAUUGAUUGCUAAGGCUUUUAAAACGAUCGACAAUCGAUUAGACAAUGACGAGAUUAUUAGAAGAAAUUCAUUUGAAAAUUUGAUACGAAAUACGAUCGAAGAAAGCUACUCCUCUGAAACACCUCUUAAUGAUGAAUUCACAUAUAAUGAAUUAACAAGCGCUGUUAAGGAUAUGAAAAAUUCUGCAGCAGGUACAGAUGGUAUCAAGUCAAUUAUGAUACAACACCUACCAAAAAUAGCUCUUCAGUUCAUAUUAGUUUUAAUAAACAGUAUUUGGAAUUCCUCAAUUCUACCCACAGAUUGGCAUUAUUCUACCCAGAUCCCUGUACUUAAACCAGGUAAAGAUCCAACGAACCCUUCUUCAUAUCGACCCAUUUCCUUGACAUCAACUCUCUCCAAACUGAUGGAAAGAAUGGUUAAAAAUAGACUCGUAUGGUUCAUGGAGCGAUGCAGUAUCCUGACACCAACACAGGCUGGAUUUAGAAAAAAUAGAAGUUCUUUAGAUCAGCUCCUUAGAUUAGAAACAGAUAUACAGAAAGGAUUAGCUAACAAAGAGUAUGUUCUAGUUAUUUUCAUUGACCUUGAAAAAGCAUAUGACCUUUUAUGGAGAAAGGGAAUAGUAUUUAAAUGUCAUCAAGCUGGUAUAAAAGGAAAAAUGUUACAGUGGAUUAAUUCAUUUUUACAAGAUCGAUAUUGCAAGGUAAAAGUUGAUGGUCAGUUAUCUUCACAGUUUGUUCUGGAAAAUGGAACGCCCCAAGGUAGUGUGAUUAGUCCAAUUUUGUUCAAUUUAAUGUUGAAUGAUCUAAAACUGAAAGAAAAAUCUGUAAAAAAUCUCUAUGUAUGCCGAUGAUAUUGCCAUAUGGUGUUCAGGCAGAAAUCUUGACUUUCUACAAAAGAAAAUUAAGAAAGCUUUAAAAGAGAUUGAACAAUGGUGCUCAACCUGGAGUAUGAUUAUAUCUCCUCAAAAGUCUGCUGUUAUGAUUUUUACCAAUAGGCAGCAAAUAGAGGUAAAUAUUGAGAUUAAAGAUAAAUCUAUACCACAAUACAAAGAAUAUAAGUUUCUGGGCAUUUGGUUUGAUGUGAAACUCACCUGGAAAAAGCACAUAGAUUAUAUAAAACUCAAAUGUUCAAAAAGAAUCAAUUUGUUACGGUGUAUAGCAGGAACGAGUUGGGGAAAUAAUAAAACGAUUCUUUAUAUUAUAUACAAAGGUCUUAUUAGAUCCAUAUUAGACUACGGAUGUGAGUUAUACGAUUCGGCUAGCCUUUCACUAAAACAAGAAUUAGAUUCAGUCCAAUAUCAGUCACUGAAAAUAAUAACUGGUGCAGUAUAUAACCCUGCCCUUGAAGCACUGCAGGUUGAAUGUGGUGAACGACCUUUACAACUAAGAAGAGAACUGUAUGUUGAUAAAUACAUGUUUUAUCUUUUAACAAAUAGAGAUACUCAUCAUCCUACUUUAGAAAUUAUUGAACCUUCCUGGUAUAUUGAUCAAUUUACUUGGAAAGUAGGUCAUGGACCCUUUGUAGUUAGAGCAUGUAAGCCAAAUGAAGAAAUCCAAAUUGAACAACUAAGCCAAAGAAUAUUACGAGAACCUUUUUGGUCAUAUGAAAUACCAAAUAUAUCUUACUAUAUCCAUAAUGUUAUCAACAAACAACGUAACUUAGUACAAGAUAUGAAAAACUGUGUCUUAGAAAGGACACAUACAAGAUGGAAAGGUUACUUAAAGAUCUACACUGAUGGAUCAAAACAAGAAGACAAGAGAACCGGCUCUGCUUUUUAUAUACCAGAACUGGACAUUAAAAAAUACUAUAGAUUAAAUUCUGUAAGUAUAAUGAGAGCCGAAUUAACAGCAAUUGUAAUGGCACUUGAUUGGCUAGGAGAUAACAAAGGAAUGUCCAUCAUAAUUUUUACAGAUUCAUUGUCAGCUCUUCAAGCACUCGAAAGCAAUCGAAUUCAAAACAAUCUUAUUGUUGAUAUCUUAUAUAAAAUCAAAGUUUUACAAUCAUCAGAUAUUUAUGUCAACUUUGAAUGGAUACCAUCCCAUUGCGGUAUUCACGGGAACGAAGUGGCAGACCAAUUAGCAAAAAAAGGAGCAUCAAAAGAAGAAGUUGAAUUACACAUUCCAUAUAUCAAAGAGGAAUGGAAAAACCACAUGUCUUUGAUUUAUAAAGAAAUCUGGCAGGCUCAAUGGGCAUCCUCAUCUAAAGGAAGACAUUUAUUUAGCAUCCAACCCAACGUGGCAGAAACAAUUAGUUAUCAAGGUCUCAUUCGAUUUGAAGAGACUAUGAUUCACCGGCUAAGACUUGGAAAAUGUAAAUUGAAUUAUUAUCAGUAUAAAUGUAAUCAACAUGAAAAUGGUCUAUGUUCACAUUGUCAGGUUCCUGAGACAAUAGAACAUUUUUUACUACAUUGUAAUAAAUAUGAAAGAGAAAGAAGAACUAUGCAAAGAAGCCUGAAAUUAAAUACGCCAAUAUCAGACCUAGCAACAUUAUUGGGAAGAAAUGCAGAUUAUAAAGUAAUCCUGAAUUAUGUGAAAAAAACAAAGAGAUUCGAAUAAGAAUAUUCCACUGAUCUCUCUCCAUCUCUCCCUCUCGCUUCCUUUUGUUCUGAGGAUUAUAUUUAGUGAUGUUAAUUCUUAUAGACUACUAAAAUUGUGUUUCGACAUAGCUUCUUAUAAAAGUUUGCAUACUAUGAAGUACAAAAAUGCACAAUUUAAUGGUGGAGGUAACUAAUCUUAAUUAUAUUGCACCUCGCUAUAUGACAGGUCAGACUAGUCUAACGCCGGCCGAGGACAUUGAAGCGGGAAUUAAGCAACAUGGAAACGACCUGGCGCAGAUAAUCUACCAGAUUGAAGAGCGCCAACUAAACUCCAACACCAACCAACCUUUGCUCAUUCUCCUGAGGACGACAAGAACACACUUGUCGAAACGUCGAGAUUGGGUGGUCCUUUUCAGGACCAACAUAUGCCCAAGAAAGAAUACAUGGUGUACCGUGAAACCUACUACACUGAACCUCAUUUUGUUUUCGGACUAAUGUACCUUCGGAAUUACGAACCUUCGGAAUAAGGAACCUUCGGAAUAUCCGAACCUUCGGAAUAACGAAGCUUCGGAAUUACGAAUGUAUGCGUAAUUUUUGAGGGGCGGUAACGGCACGCAAAGCGUGCCAACAAUUAGACAGCACGCUCCCUAGGGGGAAGGGAUGACUUUUUGAUAUCUCAUCACAUUUAAAUCAAAAGACAGAUAUUUCUUGCGUCUAUACCCUUAUCAACUCGAACUCAAUUGACUUGCUGUGAUUAUAAAAACUUGUUUUCGAAAGAAAUAUGAGCUCCCCAAAAUGGGAAAAGAUUGAGGAAUUUGAAAUAAUUCCUCUUACCGCGCGAAACGCGGAAGAUAAAACCUUUUAUAAAAAUUGAGAACAGAAGUGGUAUGAAAUUCCCAGCUUGGUCACAUCAGAUCUGAUUGCAAAAACUUUAGCCAAAUUAAAUUUCUUUAACUCGCAAAACAGAGUAGAAGACAGGAAUAUAUGCAGGGAUGAAAUAUUCCUUCCCGCGAAUAUGGCGUUCAAGCUCAAGUAGUAGUAGGUCCAUGAUGAUAUUAAUCUAGAAGCAGCCACCCUUAUUAAACAAAAUCUUACUUCCCAUAUAACUCUGGUGGAUGAGACAGCCAUUAAUGAAGCAAUGAUUUCUAUUAAUAAUUAGAUUCAGCCAAAAUUACGAAAUGCUAUACCCAUCUACUAAUAAUAAGCCCAGAAAAACAAAGCAGUUUUUAUGAAACCAUGGUACAACCACAGCUGCUAUAGAUUGAGAAACAGGUAUCGAAAUGUAAACAAAAAUCCUUUAAAAAAAACAGACUGACUACAAUAGGCAAAACAUGAUUCAAUGUGGGAAAAGGUAUAAAAUUAUAAGUAUCUCAAUAACAAACUAUACGAACUUUGAGACCUACUAAACCGAGGGAUUUUUGGAAAAUUCUCCAAAGCAAUAGUGUAAAUAAAAAUAUAAAGAUAGAGGCUAAUUUUGCUGAUCUAUAGUUGACCACUUUGAGGAUUUAAAUCAAUCUUACGAUAACUUCCCCUCUCCUACAAUCCAACAUUUUGAUAAUCCGGCCAUCAAUGAUGAAUUUACUCUAAAAAAUGAAAAGGAUCAAAGAUUAUAAUAGAUGGAACUAUAAAUGAGUUCUUAACAGAUACUUCGGCGGUUAUUAUUCCAAUCCUUACUAGGUUAUUCAACAUUGUAAUCAAUAGUGGUAAAGUUCCUGAUGUUUGGGGUAUUGGUGUUAUAACUCCUAUCUUUAAAAAAUAAUGGUCCUGUUAAAAAUACUGGAAAAUUAUCGAGGGGUCUCGAUCCUUAGCUGCAUUGGCAAACUGUUUACUUUACUUCUAAAUGAGAGAUUAACAAAAUAUAUUGACGUUGGUAUCUUAGGGGAGAAUCAAGCAGGAUUCAUGCACAAAUACUCAACCAUUGACCAUAUAUUCUGUUUAAAAUGCAUUGUUGAUAUUUAUACAAGAUUCCUAAAUAAGAAACUUUUUGGUGUUUUUAUUGACUAGUAAUGACAUUAAUGGUAAAAUUCUUUCUGAUGUUUCGAAAGUAUCCAAGUGGUUUAUAUCUGAAAUAUUCCCCAUACAGGUGAUAAUUUGUCGUCUCUCCUCUUCUUUCUUUAUCUAAAGGAUCUUGAAACUGAGCUUAGUAGAAAAUAUAAAGGCACCUCGAACCUCUCGGACCUGAUUGAGAAUAAAAUAGUUCAUACUGUUAUUCAAGGAGACUGUAUAAGUUCUUCAAAAAUUAAUGUCAAAAUUGUAAAUCCGAGUAUAGGCGGAUUGGAAAUAAAAAACACAGCACAGAGUACAGCUUUGUCGCAAAGCUGAAACAGGAGAAAUACUAAUUUUGAACAUUAAAAUCUAUCCAAUAUUUUUAUUCACGAAAUGAAUUCACAGCGAAAGGCUGAACUACAUGAAUGUGUACAGAGUAAAAAAUCAGUAGGCCUAGGCCUAAACAAACAAGUAAUACAAAUGCCUAAUAUCCAUUAAGUUAGGCAUGGAUAUACAGAGAAGGUAAAUUAAAGGGAAUAAAUUGAAAGAGGGAACAUGUCUUUCGUCCAAAGGAUAUCUUAAUAAAACAUUAAUUCGGGAUUUGAUAAGUUUGUUAACAAAGUAAGGAAAUGUUGAAUUUGUCCGAAAAGUGGCAUUUUUUUUAUUAGACAAAGCUUUCAUUUCCCAAUCUUUAAAAAGUAAUAUCACUGUAUUCGGAGGAGAAUUCAUGAGUUAAAAGCACACUGUUAAGUGUUUUACUGCAGUCGUCAAUUUAAAGAGAGUAGGUACAUAUCAAUUAUUUAACAUGUUUAAAGUAUAGAUACAGAACCCAAAUAGAAAUUGGUGUAUAGUUCUACAGUUAGGGUGAAGCCACAACAACCUUAAAAACAGUCAAAACGUUCCUCAUAAAUAAUAGCAAGUGGAAAAUGUAAUGCAAAUGAGUCAAGCAUUGUCAUGUGGGGCUAGUCUUGUUAAAUGUUAAAUGAAGUAUUAAAAUCCUUGCACCAGUCAAGUGCAUAAGCUUUGAUGAAGAAAAAACAAUGCUGCAAUUGUAUGUGUUACAAUUGUCCCACAGGCAUGUUACAAUAACCCCAUGUUGUGGGGCAAUUGUAACACUUGACCUCUUAUUUUCAAAUGAUAGUAGCUUCUAAAUUAAAGGGGAAUCCAACCCAAAUAAAAACUUGUUUUUAUGAGAAAAAGAAAAAUCAGACAAGUUGAUAAGUGAAAGUUUGAACGGUAUUGGACAAACAACAAGAAAGUUAUGAAUUUUUAAAAGUUGUAGAUAUUGGUAAUCACUAUACUCAUGGCGACUUCAAAUUGGCCGCAUAUGGGAUGUCAUAGUGAUGUAAGGCAAGGACUACUCUUCCAUGUGCUCCAAUACAUAUUAUGGCUAAAAUGUCAUUUUUCCCCAAAGUUUUAUUUCAAAUUAUAUUUUUCUUUCAUGAGGACAUUAAACAAAAUACUACCUGGGUUAUAUUUAGAUUACUGCCCCAGGGGAAUGGGUACUUAGGAGAAAACCACAAAUCCCUGAUAAUAAAGUACAUGGCCUAUGGAAAAGUUGUCCUUGCCCCUUGUCAUAAUUUACUUACCCAGUUGCCAAUUUGAAAUCUACAUACUAUUAGUGAUCUCAAUUUUAAAGCAGCUAUAACUUUCUUAUUGCUUGUCCGAUUUCUUUCAAACUUUCACCAUCCUGUUUAAUUUAUUUUUCUCCUUCCCAACACAAUAUUUUAUGGCAAAGGUUGGAUUCCCCUUUAAUUGUUUAACUUAAUCCAAACCUAUUCGUGGUGUCAAGCCAAGAUAUGCAUCUUCGUUUUAUUUAGGUUUUUUAGCAGGCAUUUAGCUUUAAUAAGGUGUAU
Messenger RNA from Lytechinus pictus (painted urchin), 9834 nucleotides. RefSeq lists its product as uncharacterized. The record is from RefSeq and is a predicted model, not a curated record. Gene Ontology annotation, cellular component: nucleosome. The transcript has 2 exons. The coding region runs from base 585 to 2216 and encodes 543 amino acids. Lineage: Eukaryota; Metazoa; Echinodermata; Echinoidea; Temnopleuroida; Toxopneustidae. Gene Ontology annotation, molecular function: DNA binding; protein heterodimerization activity; zinc ion binding.